AUGGGUGCAGUUCAAGAUGAUGGCGAGUAUAAUUUGCAGGAGGCAUGGGACAAGGCGUGCACGUCCUUUGCGGGUACAGCCAAAAUCGACCUCACUGCAACACCGAAGUUCUCUGUCGACGAAGUCCUCGAUCAAAUUCGUACGAAACAGGAUGAUGAUGAUGAGAAAAACAACAAGUAUGCCGCUGCAAAAGAUGUGAUUGGCAAGACAUUGAAAUUUAUCACACUGCUGGGUGGGAUCGCUGCCCAGGGUGCGAGUAUGGUAUUUGCGCCAGCCGGGCUCUGCUUCAAUGCAAUUUCAUAUCUAAUUGAUACUGGAGCAAAAUUCAAACGUAUUUUCAGCAGCCUGGCCGAGUUGUUCCGCCGCAUCUCCGAUGUGCUCGAACGCUGCAAAAUCUAUAUGCGCCUGCCCGCGGACGCAGUUGACGUCUCCCUCCGAAAGAUUAUCAAUGAGGAGCUAGUGUGCUUUGUCGACAUUUGCGCACUGUCGAUUAAGGUUCUCAAGGGCCACAAGGUCUUGAUCGCGCUCAAGGUAUUUGCCUUCGAUGGUGACGAAGGCGUGAGAGGCCAGCUGGCUCGUCUGGCCACGCUAGUUGAGCGCGAGUCUCAGAUGCGGGACACACUAGGGUUCGAGUCUCAGAAGAUGAGCGAAAGAAACAUCAUUGAGAACAGGGAUGGUACCAUAAAAGUCAACGUGACAGUCGAUAAGCUGCUCAACAUUGAGAAGAAGAAAGAUGCAGAGACUGCCUCAAAGAGGCUUCUGGAGAAUAUCGAUUCCAGUCUGGACAAUCCGAGCGAGGCAUUCAAAGUCGUUGAAAAGACCCUGCGACGCCUCCUGGGUGACCAGGUUCAGGGGAGCGGAGAGUGGCUUCGGAGUGAUCCACUGUAUGCUGAGUGGGCGUCUCACAAAAAUUCGCCGUUCUCGGUCUUUGGUAUCUCUGGGGCUGAAGGAUAUGGCAAAUCGUUCCUCUUUGCAAGUAUCGUCAAAUACCUACAAGAAGCACAACCUCAAUCUGAAAAUGAUAUGAGGUGCAUUUCCACUGCCUACCAUAUCUUCGACCAAGAGGGGGAACAACCAACUCUGAUCCAGGCCCUCAAAGUGCUUGCGUGGCAGAUCGCCGACCAAGAUAUUGUUUACCGCAAAGAUGUGAGCUCUGUGAAAGCAACUGGUAUUAACCAGAUAAGAGAUCUUUGGGACCUUCUCUUUGCCAAAUCACAGAAGAGCGACUCCACGUUCUUUCUUCUCCUGGAUGGCAUUGAUCAGAUAGAGAAGAGCGAACUUAAAGAGUUUGUCCAGGUUUUAGAGGAAUUGCAUGCUAGCUCUGAGACCUGGUCGCAAUUCAAGCUCCGCAUUCUCAUCACUGGACGAAAUGACACGAUGAGCAAGGUCAAAGGUCAGCUCAGCGGAGGGAUGUCAACAAUCGAGGUGGCAUCCGAAAACAACGAUGAUGUAGACAAGUUCAUAAUUGACCGCAUGAACAAGAUGGAUAUUCUGAGCGACUCGUCAGAUCAAGUACUCUCACUUCAACACGAGAUCCUACAAAAUCUGAAGACCAAUACCCAUGGCGAUUUCGUCAAUAUAGGCCUCUUACUGCAUGAGAUCAGCGGGAAGCAGCGUCCUAGUGAGAUCAGGGAUAUUUUAUCCCGCUCGGGAGGCAAACGAUCCGACACUAUCACGAGAAAGAUUCAACGCCUAAACGAGACACUCAACGAAGAAGACAUCUCGGACCUGAAUGUCCUCCUCACAUGGAUUAUCUUUGGUCGGAUUGGACAAACUCUCAAUCAACUAGAGGCACUCCUCUUCCUGAAGGCCGGGGAGUCAUCUCUUCGGCCUCUGGCAGAAAAAAUAAAUGACCAAUAUUCCUCACUCCUCCAAAUCGAGGGAGAACCGCAUCCCAUAACUAAGAUCAUCCCAACCAGCUCGUAUGUGGUCAUAGUCUCGGAAUCAAUAGAUGAGUUCCUACGAAUGGAUGAUCAGUCGGACAACCCUGAAGAAGCCUCAGACCUAGAUCUUAAUGGCGAUAUCAACGAAAGCGAAGUCAGGAUUGUCCGUCGGUUCUUGGAGUCGGUCUGCGAUCCCAGCUUGUUCUCCAAAUUCGGGUUCGAAGAGUUCUUCCAGCGGAAACUCAAAGGAAAACUGGCCCGAGUCGGCGUUGACAUCAACAACGUUAAUUUUGAUCUGCUUUCAACGUGUGUGGAGGUUAUAAACCACGAGGAAUCUCCAAAAUUAGCUUCUCUGCUCGAGUACGCGUAUCGUUAUUUCCCCGACCAUCUUCAACAAGUGAGCCCCGAUUCAGUGACGCAGCGACAGAAAAGGGUAGCUCUUGGUCUGCAGUUAGGCAGUCUCUUUACAGACGAAGAGACAAUUAAAAAAUGGUGGAAACCAUACGAGCUUUGGACAUGGCGUGAUUGGAUCUACACGGACGGAUUUGCCGAAGCUGCAUUGAAGUGGCUUCAACACCCUUCGAUCACCAAAAGCCUUCCGGGUGAUCAAAGAAAAUGGGUGAAAAGUUUGAGUUCCAAGUCCGAUCCUGAUGCAGAUAUUCUGGAACACAUUGCAAAGUACACUGCCCGUCUCUGGUUGAAAUCGGGUCUUAGUGAAGAACAGCUUGCCGAUUGUUUCGCAAUAGUUCAUGCACAUAUCACCAAGAUUGAAAAUCGCAAAAACCCCCAGAUCCAAAGGUCACGCUCUGACCCGGACCCCGAAGAUCUCGACGUCUCCCAGAUUCUCGAUGCCGCUGAAUGGUCGCGACAAAAGCUCGGACUGGAUGGUCUAGGAUACUACGAGACCCGCAACUUAGCGUGCACAUUCAGAAGGUACAAGAAAUACCCCGAGUCCAUUGAAUAUUUCAAACUCUCGUGCUCGCUCCGGGAGUACAACUGGCUCUCGCAAUGGGGCCUCGCAAACUCGUAUGCAUGCCAGAAGGAAUUCGCGCUUGCGAUGGAGGCAAUAGAAGCCGCAAAGAAUGUUAUCAUGUGUGGCGAUAUACGCGAUGAUGAUUCUGAGUUAAUAGGAAUGAACCGUGAUCUGGCUAAGUACAACGAGGAGUUGGGUGAUAGAAACAAAUCGUUUGCGCUAUACGAGGAAAUGCUGCGAAAUGACCCGAAUGACAUCUUCGCUAUGCUGGAGAUCACGAUGCACUUCCACAAAAUCAAGGACUCCGAGGGCCUACUCAAAUUCCUCGAUUCACUCAAGGCCUCCAUAGACGAUUCAACCGGUCUAGACCGGCGAACGUUGAUGUUCCAUGACACCUACUCCCACGAUGGGUAUCACGAGGCAAUGCUCGCUCUGGGAUCUGAUGGCAAGGCCUUUGACGUUAUAUUCGAAAGCUAUCAAGUAGCAAUUGUUGCCGCUAAAGAGCGGCUCGCCAAAGCGAUCAGUGAGGGUCUCAACUACGAAGACAUAUACCAUGAUAUCUGCGAGGUGGAGCUCACGCGAAGGCUUGCGCAUCUUUGCUACGAGAAUGGCUCCGACAACGUCGAGCGGAGGGAAUUUGCUAUCGAACAGUUAGAGCAAAUCCUACAGAUUGAGGAAAGGUCCGAAGGAGGGUUCUUCGCAUGGGUGAAAAACACGGUCCGUGAAAAGCUCACGACCAUGUUCUUCCGUGAGGCGAUGUUGGAUCAAAACACCGCACCCACCUAUCUAGAGCGACUGGAACAGCUGGCCAAAUUCAAGCCUACAUCUAUUGACGACGACGAACGCCCUGAUAUCUAUGCAACGCAACUUAUCGCACGGUACCACGCGCUCCAAGGUGAUGAAAAGAAAGCCAAAGAUGCCCUGCGCUUGUACAUCAAACGCAAUAUCGACAUUCUCUCUGACGAUGAUCCGUCAAACGACUGGCAAGGUCAUCUGGGUUUAGCGAUAUAUCUCAUGUUCGCGGGCCAGGACGUAGACUGCGUCGCCGCUUGGUCGUUGCUUGCUCCUCCUUACGACCCACAGAUCGAUUCAGAUUCACCGGAGACCGAGAUAUGGCCGGAACCUACGCGCUUGUGGGAGAAAUGUUUUGGCUGCCUUGAUCGUAUUGUUAACGCAGAUGAUAUUUAUGUUUGCAGAGAGUGCAACAAUGCCAAGUUUCACGCACACUGUUACACCAUGCUACGAGAAGGAACCCUCGCGGGGGCGGUCUGCGGCAAGGAUCAUGAAAUGGUGCAUGUCCCACCAUAUGAUCCCGCCGAGCGCGAAAGAGUUGGCGAGGGUAACGUCCUGGUUGGAGAGGAAGUCAUCCCGGUUACUGAGUGGCUCCAGCGACUCAAGGAGAACUGGGAUAUUUCUUCAUGA
Molecule: messenger RNA, 4278 nt
Organism: Penicillium concentricum
Lineage: Eukaryota; Fungi; Ascomycota; Eurotiomycetes; Eurotiales; Aspergillaceae
Product: Tetratricopeptide-like helical
Exons: 3
Coding region: 1-4278 (1425 amino acids)
Molecular function (GO): protein binding
Source: RefSeq, a predicted model, not a curated record